AUCGUUCUAAACCAAACCCCACCCACUCUUAAACAACAUUAUCAAAUCAUUGAAAAGGGAAUCAUAAUAAGAACACAACAGAACAAAUGAUCCCAUCAUUACAAAGAAGAAGCUUCUAGCUAUUACGUAAACCCACCAAAGAGAACCAUUAGAUAAAAUGGCAGAUUCUGAUAUAGAGACCAACAGCAACCACAAUAGCAACAGUAUCAGCAACCACUCAACGGCAUCAACCACAAGCGUUCAUGUUUCAGCUCUCGACGGGAUAGUCAACGCAAAUUCUCUCUUCACAGUUGCAGUUUUUGUCGGAAUCACUUUCGACCAACCACGUGACCUCAACCUCGCGGACAGGACGGAGUGUAACGCGGGAAUUAACGUGGAACGUGAUCUCGUUGUUUUCGAAGUCAUCUCAUUUGCAUUCUUCCUCUUCUCCUCCCUCGUGGCUCAAGGGUUGAAGCUAACAAUCAACUUGUUGAACAGCAAAGAAACGGACGAGGUUUUUAAAGCUAAUAUCAACAGUGAUCUGCUUCGUCUCGGGGUGGUUGGUGCAGCCGGUGGAUCCAUCUUGGGCUGUGUGUUCCUUCUGUUAUCAAUGGUUGAAGUUAUUCAGCUACGUCUGGGGCUGCUCUCUUGUGGUACGCCAUUGGCGAUUCAUACCGUGUUGGCGCUGGUGGUCUUGGUCUCCUCUGCUCUUAGUGUUUAUAUUUUCACUGUGUUCUACUCUUUCAGGAAAUGA
Molecule: messenger RNA, 733 nt
Organism: Raphanus sativus (radish)
Lineage: Eukaryota; Viridiplantae; Streptophyta; Magnoliopsida; Brassicales; Brassicaceae
Exons: 1
Coding region: 158-733 (191 amino acids)
Source: RefSeq, a predicted model, not a curated record